Funneliformis geosporum is the source of this 767-nucleotide messenger RNA. The record is from the annotation of a GenBank genome assembly. Lineage: Eukaryota; Fungi; Glomeromycota; Glomeromycetes; Glomerales; Glomeraceae.
CAAGGCAUUUAUUAAAAAGUGAUAAGGCAAAAAUUGUCAAAUAUGAACCAUUUACCAUCCAACUCUUAUUUGAAUGUGAAAAUCAAGUUCAAGAUAUUACCUUAGGAAUAAAUAGUGGAUAUAAAAAUGUCGGUCUUUCUGCCACUACAGAUAAAAAAGAACUUUAUUCAGCAGAAGUAAAGUUAAGGGAUGAUAUUGUUAAAUUAAUAUCUAGUCGUAGACAAUUACGAAGAGGAAGAAGGUUUAGAAAUACUCGCUACCGCCCAGCAAGGUUUGACAAUCGUAAAAAGGAAGAUGAGGCUCAUAAAAAACAAGUUGAAAAGAUUAACCAAAUCUUGCCUAUCAACAAAACCAUAGUAGAAGUUUCCAGUUUUGAUAUUGCCAAGAUUAAAAAUUCUGAAAUCCAAGGCAAAGAAUACCAACAAGGCGAACAAUUCGAAAGUAGACAAACUGGUGGCAAUGCUCCGAACAACCUAAUCACUUUAUGUAAAACCUGCGAUGAAAGUUAUCACAAUGGUAAAUUAGAAUUAAAAUUGAAACGCGAACAGUAUCCGAAUGUUAAUUUAACUUAUGGUUAUAUCACCAAAAACAUUCGGUUAGAAAAUAAACUAAGAAAAGAAAAACGAACAGAUGCUUUGUGCAUCACUGGAAAUCCUAAAAUAAUCGAAGAAGUCGAAAAAGAUAUUGCUCGCAUGGCAAAAAAUCUCAGCGAAGCAAAUAGCGGAGGAGAACUUGAAUCAAAAAAAAGAACUAGAGUUACUCUAUAG